CAGGCCUCAGGCCCGUGCCUGACAAAAAAAGCCAGCCCAGGCUUGAUACAAAAGCAUCAUCUGUUCAUUAUCCUAAAAAAUAAGAUCAAAUGAACAUAAUUUCUUCAAAAUAAUUGGGCGCCAAAUAAUUGAAGAACCUUUUUUUUUUUCGGUCUCAACAAUCUGAUUGAGAAAGAUACGCAAAAAUAAAGAGAGAUAAGAGGGUUAUGUUUCUUUCUAGGUGCACGGUUGAGCUUUCGAGUCGAGGUUAAGGUAGUUCAGGCUCGGCUCAUUAGAGUCUUGAGCUGAUCUCGGACUCGAAUGGAGCCCUCUCGCUUUGAUAUAGCUUUGACUGAGCCGAACUUGAAUAGUUUGUGAACCAUCCAGGCUCAUUAACACCUCUAACUUUACUUAUGGAUUUUGACUUGCGUUAUUAUGUACAACUAUUAAAAUCUUGCAACACCCACAACUCCGUUAAUCAAAUUAAGCAAAUCCACCUCGUUUUCCUCAAAAAGGGCAUUCUUAAUUCCAUAAUUAGCAUCAGUAAUCGCCUUCUUCAAGUUUAUGCUAAAUGUGGUACCAUGAGUGAUGCAGUUAAACUGUUCGAUGAAAUGCCCCAGAGAAACUGCUUUUCUUGGAAUACUCUCAUUGAGGGAUUCAUGAAGUCAGGGAACAGAGAUCAAUCAUUACAAGUUUUCAAUUCCAUGCCUUACAAGGAUGAUUUCUCAUGGAAUGUGGUGAUUUCCGUGUGUGUGAAAUCGGGCGACUUGGGUUUAGCUAGGAUGUUAUUUAAUCAGAUGCCGAGAAAGAAUGGUAUUGCUUGGAAUUCAAUGCUUCAUGGGUAUGCUCGUCGCGGGUUUUCGAGAGAAGCUUUGAGGAUGUUCAAAGAUAUGAACUUUGAUUCUGUUGAGUCAGGGAAGAGGGAUCCUUUUGUUUUGACAACUGUAGUUGGUGCCUGUACUGAUAUGAUGGCUCUUAGUUGUGGGAAGCAAAUUCAUGCUAGGAUUGUCAUUGAUGGAGUUGAGUUCGAUACAAUAUUAGGGAGUUCUCUUGUUAAUUUGUAUAGCAAGUGUGGUGAUUUAGACAAUGCAAAACAGGUCUUUAAGUUGACAAAAGAGACUGAUGAAUAUUCACUUUCUGCAUUGAUUACAGGAUAUGCAAAUGUGGGUAAAUUGGAUGAUGCUAGAAUAAUAUUUGAUAUAAUGACUAAUCCAUGUGUUGUGGUUUGGAAUUCACUGAUUUCUGGGUAUGUCACUAAUGAUCAACCAAGAGAAGCGUUGGAUUUAUUCAACAUGAUGAGGAACAAGGACUUGAAGCCGGAUUGCUCUACCUUUACUAGCGUUUUAAGUGCUUGUUCGAGUCUUGGUGUUCCUGAUUAUGGAAAACAAUUGCACAAUCAUGCUUGCAAAGCUGGGGUCUCAAUGGACGUUGUUGUUGCAUGUUCUCUUAUUGAUAUGUAUUCCAAAUGCGGUAAUCCAGAUGAUGCUUGCGAAUUCUUCAGCGAGCUUGAGCUUCAUGAUAUUGUUCUUCUGAAUUCUAUGAUCAAUGUGUACUGUAACUGUGGAAGAGUGCAGGAAGCCAAAAAUAUGUUUGACAAUAUGCAAGAUAAAACCUUGAUCUCGUGGAAUUCAAUGUUGGCAGGUUUUAGUCAAAAUGGUUGUCCCCUUUCAGCUUUGGAGCUAUUUUGCAAUAUGAAUUCGCUUGAAGUUCGAAUGGACAAAUUUAGUCUUGCAAGUGUGAUCAGCUCCUGUGCCACCAUCACUUCGCUUAAAUUUGGUGAGCAGGUUUUUGCAAGAGCCACGAUUAUUGGCCUAGAAUCUGACUUGAUUGUUUGUACCUCACUCAUCGAUUUCUAUUGCAAGUGUGGGUUCAUUAACUUGGGCAGGCAGUUGUUUGAUGGAAUGGUCAAAUUCGAUGAAGUUUCUUGGAAUUCAAUGCUAACGGGCUAUGCUACGAAUGGGCAAGGAAUGGAGGUUUUGGAUUUGUUUUCUGACAUGAGAAAUGCUGGAGUUCAGCCCAAUGGUGUUACUUUUACUGUAAUUCUAUCUGCUUGCAGUCAUAGUGGACUGAUUGUGGAGGCCAGAAAGUGGUUUUAUUUGAUGAAAUCUGAUUAUAAUAUAGAGCCAGGAUAUGAACACUACACAUGCAUGGUUGAUCUUUUGGCUCGAGCUGGUUGCCUUGAGGAAGCAAUGGCUCUUAUUACGCAAAUGCCAUUCAAAGCAGAUGCUAGUAUGCUGUCUUCCGUGCUAAGAGGGUGUGUGGCCCAUGGAAAUAAGAAUCUGGGUAAGAAGGUCGCAGAGCUAAUGAUUCAUCUUGAUCCUGAAAAUUCAAGUGCUUAUGUCCAAUUGUCUGGAAUAUUUGCUACUUCGGGCGACUGGGAAGGAUCAAGACGAGUUAGAGAUAUGAUGAGAACUAAUUGCUCUGAAAAGAUUAGUGGUAUUAGCUGGUGAUUUCCAUGACCAAAGUUAUAUGUUUUGAUGAGAGGAGAUCAAAGGUUGGAGAGAAAUGAUGUGGCAUGAACAAUCCACACUGUAGCCAUGAGAGAAGCUGCAAGUUCUAACCUCAAUUUCAGCUGAUUGUUUGGUGAUUUUCAUUGUUGCUUGUGUAAUGAAGUUAUCCGUGCUUGGAGAGUUUUGUAAAUGCUCUUACACUUUCUGGCAUUACUUGGUGAAUUCGUAAAAGCAAAGCCAGAUAAGGUAAC
Beta vulgaris subsp. vulgaris (sugar beet) is the source of this 2680-nucleotide messenger RNA. Its product is annotated as putative pentatricopeptide repeat-containing protein At1g77010, mitochondrial. The transcript has 3 exons. The record is from RefSeq and is a predicted model, not a curated record. NCBI's taxonomy places the organism in Eukaryota, Viridiplantae, Streptophyta, Magnoliopsida, Caryophyllales, Amaranthaceae. Gene Ontology annotation, biological process: RNA modification. Gene Ontology annotation, molecular function: RNA binding; protein binding. The coding region runs from base 393 to 2429 and encodes 678 amino acids.